Diabrotica balteata is the source of this 1202-nucleotide messenger RNA. The record is from the annotation of a GenBank genome assembly. Lineage: Eukaryota; Metazoa; Arthropoda; Insecta; Coleoptera; Chrysomelidae.
GACUCAUUUGGGUGUUUCUUUUUCUUUGAUUUAAUAAAAAUUAUAAGCGUAUUAAAUUAACUAAAUUUGCUUUGAAAUACAAAAUCUUUAAUCCCACAUAAAGAAUCAUGUCUUCCCGUAAAACAGUAAGCCGCCGUGGUACCACCAAAAAACGUGCACAAAGAGCCACAUCCAAUGUAUUCGCAAUGUUCGAUCAGGCUCAGAUUGCUGAGUUCAAAGAAGCCUUCAAUAUGAUUGACCAAAACCAUGAUGGCUUUGUAGAUAAAGAAGAUUUACAUGAUAUGCUUGCUUCCUUAGGUAAAAACCCAACUGAUGACUAUCUAGAUGGCAUGAUGAAUGAGGCUCCUGGUCCCAUAAACUUCACCAUGUUCCUAACUCUCUUUGGAGAACGUCUCCAAGGCACAGACCCUGAAGAUGUAAUCAAAAAUGCUUUCGGCUGCUUUGAUGAAGACAACAAUGGUGUCCUCAAUGAAGAACGUCUCAGGGAGCUCCUCACAUCCAUGGGUGAUAGAUUCACUGAUGACGAAGUUGAUGAGAUGUACAGGGAGGCUCCUAUUAAGAAUGGCUUGUUUGAUUAUGUUGAAUUUACUCGCAUAUUGAAGCAUGGGGCUAAGGACAAGGAUGAGCAGUAAAAAGCGAUAUAAUUGAUGAUGAAAGGAUUUGUAAUUAAUAUGGAAAGAUGUCUUGUUUGAAUGGUUUAGAUUUUUAUUCCAUUUUUGUGAUUAGAAAUAUAUGAAAUUGAUCAUAUGGGACCAUUAAUUCUUAUUGGAAACUGAAUUUUGUCUUAUUGUAUGAUUAGAAUAUCUCUUGACACAUAGGUUUAUAUCAUCAUUGAAUAAAAUUGCAAAGAUGGAGUUGAAACUACUGACAAUGGUUUGUUUUGAAUGAAUCAACUGUUUGAUUCUGUGUACAUCUGGUUAUCGUACUUAACAGUUCUUGCUUGGUGUUCUAAAGUAUUCCUUGAAUGUUUUAAAUAAAAAACGACAUUUUGUAUAUUAAAAUACAAAUCCACUUGCAUGUUAUCACUAUAGAAUCGAUAUGUUUCCUUCAAAGUAUUUUUAGCAUUGUUAGUCAGCUUAUUUUGGGUUUUUAUUUACAACUUUUUGGCAACAUUUUAUUUAUUUAUAAGAUUUAUUGUAAUUAUAAAUUUUAUACCUUUAUAUAUCAUGUAAUUUUAUUAUUCAUUAAAAUAUUGAACCAUU